This is a messenger RNA of Alternaria triticimaculans, 1038 nucleotides long. RefSeq lists its product as uncharacterized. NCBI's taxonomy places the organism in Eukaryota, Fungi, Ascomycota, Dothideomycetes, Pleosporales, Pleosporaceae. The record is from RefSeq and is a predicted model, not a curated record. The transcript has 2 exons. The coding region runs from base 1 to 1038 and encodes 345 amino acids.
AUGGACGCGACUUCCCCAGAGAUGAUCGACUUUGUCAUCGUUCCAAUCGAGACUAUGGCGGCUUGCAUCUGCGUUCUCUGGCAAGUCGAUCAAGCUAUCAGACACUCCAUGCAGUUCCCUGGAAAUACUGAAGGAACUUCAACACUUCGCAGUACCGGCUACAAGUUGAUCGCGAAUAAUGCGUCGUGGCCGCUAGUUGUGAAAAAAGAUUCGGUAUGCCACACUACUAUCAAUGAAAUCCACGAAGCCGCCGCAGGAUGGCUACGGCGCUCGCCCUUGUUCGAGGACACACGAAACGAGCUUGCGCAGUACCUGGGGUUGCCAGCCGGAUUCUCCGCGAGCACUUUCCGGAUUAUGGACAACGGUGCUAUCUUCAACAGAUCAGCCGUUCUUCUCCAGCAGUCUACCAGGGACUACUAUCUCACUAGCACCAACCUGUCCAACUUUCUGUCCAACUUUCUGUCCAACGCCGAGGUCAACAAGCAAAAAUACCGCGCCUUCUUGACUCAGCUGAUGUGGAUGCGGGAUGACCCUUUGGUGCGAAUGUUCAAGUCGGACUUCAAGGGAGAUUUCCAAGACCACUCAAAAGUUACCAAUACUGGAGGACUGUCGCACCAGCUCGAGAGCCUGAGCGUUACCGGACUAGAUGACGCGUCCACGGUCGCCAUGGAUACACCCUCAACUACUCGAGCCAAUUCACCAGCCCCCAUCGAGCGCCAAGGAAACCCCGCUUCUAAUCGCACCAUCAAGAGCAAGCCCGCCGAGCCGCCGACUCUCAAGUACAUUGCUGUCAUCGAGACUGCCACCGAAAAAGCCAUCUUCAAUCUCGACACCAACAAAGUGGACGAGAAGCAGCACAAGAUUCUGGUCAACGCGAAGGACAUGUGUAAUGAGAUGGCUUCGAAGGGCUAUGAUGGCAAGACGAAGCUACAGGAUGUUAUGGACUUGACUGUGCAGAUGGCUACAAAGUGGGAGGAAGUGCGUGGAAAGCAGGCGAUACAGGAGAAGAAAGUUUACGGAGGAUUUGGUUAUUAUUGA